AUGCUCGACAUUUCCACUGGCAACUUGGUCACCAUCGUCUGCAAAGGCGGUGAAGUUCUUGCCAGUCAGACUUUUAAUGGUCAAAUGAAGGCUAUUGAACGUCGCAUGAACACUUCCCGCACGCUAAUUAAAGAACUACCCAAGAGCUCGUAUGAUCCAAAUGUUAUUUCACCCGACGAGCUGCAGAGACUCAAAGCGAAGUUCAGGAGGAUGGAAGGAGACUAUCACGAUAUGGUCGACCUUCGGGACAAGUGGUUCGCCUCUCAUUUUGACGUCAAGGCGAUUUACAAAGUGCAUCAAAUCGCGGCGGACGCCAAAUCUCUUAAACGAGCAUUGAUGGGAGUAUCCGAAAGAGCAUUUAAUCACGACUCGUUGCAUGACUUUGAAGAACACAUUGAUAGAGCCUCAUUAGAGAUCAAGGUGUCUGAUGCCAGGGCGCAACCUCCAGGCGGGUCUGAGGGAAACCAAACCAGUGCUGCAUCUACCUCCGCUAUCAUCAUGGCGACAGAGAGGGAGAGCAAAUGUCAAGUACCAUUACGUGUAGACAUCUCCCAAGCUGCGAGAAGCGAGUCAGCGGAAGGUAUCCCUGCCAGGUGUGCAAUCUUCGGCACGCCUACCUCUGAACCGACGGAUCCGGAAUACAUCAAAGCGCGUCAAGAGUUUCUUGACAAAGCCGCAGACAUGCUAAUCGACAUCGUGACGCUAGGCCAUCCGUCCCUUUAUGUCGAUGCUGAUAUCGUCAAGGCGGCCCUUUACGAGGCGGUCCGCGGCAAGACCGUAGCCUCCGGAUGA
This is a messenger RNA of Coniophora puteana RWD-64-598 SS2, 792 nucleotides long. RefSeq lists its product as uncharacterized. The transcript has 4 exons. The record is from RefSeq and is a predicted model, not a curated record. The coding region runs from base 1 to 792 and encodes 263 amino acids. NCBI's taxonomy places the organism in Eukaryota, Fungi, Basidiomycota, Agaricomycetes, Boletales, Coniophoraceae.